AGCAUGGCGCCCUCCAUGUAGGCACUGGCUGUGGCUUCCCGCGCAGGUGUCCAGCGCAGCUCUGAGCAGCCGCCCGGGGUUACGCCAGGCUGCGCUGCAGAAGGCGCGAACGUUAUUCCUGGUUACGGCUCCAGAAAGCCGCACGUCUCUGAGGGUUUGGGAUCGCCGUCUCCCGUUAGACUCUGAAAGUGUCUCCUCAGCCCUGGUUUGCUUCCCGUGUCAUUUCUCUGGCCACCUCCCUCAGGUCCCCGACCCUCUCAGACUCCAAACGAAAACUAUGAGCCUCCGGCAGCUGCUGUUGCGCUUGUCCGGUUACCUCGGGGCCUCUGGGCCCCCCAGUCGCCCCUGGCGGUGCUUCAGGUCCCUCGACAGCGCGGCGGCGGCGGGCUCGUGGCGCGGGCGCUCGUCCAGGUCCCCGGCGCAGUGGAGCCAGGUGGUGUCCGAGGCGGAGAAGAUCGUGGGCUACCCCGCGUCCUUCAUGAGCCUGCGCUGCCUGCUGAGCGACGAGCUCAGCAACAUCGCCAUGCAGGUGCGGAAGCUGGUGGGGACUCGCCACCCUCUGCUUACCACUGCCAGGGCCCUUGUGCACGACAGCCGGCAUAACCUACAGCUGCGGGGCCUGGUCGUGCUCCUCAUCUCAAAGGCUGCGGGGCCCAGCGCUGGGGAUGCUUCGUGUCAGAACUACGACAUGGUCAGUGGGAUAUACUCAUGUCAAAGAAGUUUGGCAGAGAUCACAGAACUUAUCCAUACUGCUCUCCUGGUGCAUCGUGGGAUAGUAAACUUAAGUGAAUUACAGUCAUCUGAUGGACCACUGAAAGACAUGCAGUUUGGAAACAAAAUAGCUAUCCUGAGUGGAGACUUCCUUCUAGCAAAUGCAUGCAAUGGACUAGCUCUUCUACAGAACACCAAGGUUGUGGAGCUUUUAUCGAGUGCUCUUAUGGACUUGGUGCAUGGAGUAUACCAGGAGAACUCUGCCUCCACCAAGGGAAAUUCUAUCACAGACAGUAUUGGAAUGUCGACCUGGAAGGAGCAGACUUUCCUGUCCCAUUGUGCCUUGCUAGCAAAGAGCUGCCAGGCUGCAAUGGAGUUAGCAAAGCAUGAUGCUGCGGUCCAAGACAUGGCAUUCCAGUACGGGAAGCACAUGGCCAUGAGUCUCAAGAUAAAUUCUGACCUCCAGCCUUUUAUUAAAGACAAAGCCAGUGACUCUAAGACUUUUAACCUAAACUCAGCACCUGUAGUCUUACAUCAGGAGUUUCUUGGAAGAGAUUUGUGGAUUAAGCAGAUUGGAGAGGCUCACGAGAAAGGAAGAUUGAACUACAGUAAGUUGCGAGAAACAAUCAAAGCUGGCAAAGGUGUGACUUCAGCUAUUGACCUGUGUCGUUACCAUGGAAACAAGGCACUAGAGGCCCUGGAGAGCUUCCCUCCCUCAGAGGCCAGGUCGGCUUUAGAAAACAUUGUGUUUGCUGUGACCAGAUUUUCUUGACACCAAAUUAAAAAGACACUAUUGCUCCUUAGCUGAAAAACCCAGAGAAUGAGGUGGACGGGAGAGCUUUUUGUGAUGAAAUAAGUAACGUGUUUAAUGACUAUAGAAAUAUAUGUAUUUUUUUCCUGUCCUUCAUCUGACUGCUUAAUGAAUCUAUCCUUUGGAACCACUACAAACAAAAUGAGAAGGAAAAAGGUCACGCGGUUUUCACUUGUCACGCCAGAGCACACUUGAGGCUUCAGCAACAGAAAUAAUUAAUGAGACUCGCUCCCGUGACCUCAGCAAAUGGACAGGAAAUAAGUCCUUAUUGAUUGGACCAAGCCCGGGAUGGCGCCAGGGCGGUGGCUGUGGUUUUCCCUCCACAGAGGACAGAGCAAGCUGGAAGCUGCAGGUGUCGAGCGAAGCACUGGGUGCCAUCUGUGGGGGACACGUCAACACCGAUGACCAGCCUGUCGUAGUGGAGAAGACCUCGAUGCAUUAAGCAAAAUCUGUGUUGCCUGCUGUCUUGAAAUCAUGUGCAUAUAGUGUGAGAGGCUUGUGCAUCCUAGUUUUUAUCAGAUUUGGGAGAAGUGAAGGAAAUGUUAAGCUGCCAAAUACUUGAAAUUGAAUAUUAAAGUGUUACCAAGU
This is a messenger RNA of Mus pahari (shrew mouse), 2110 nucleotides long. It is a transcript of the gene Pdss2, whose product is annotated as decaprenyl diphosphate synthase subunit 2. Bases 278 to 1483 code for a protein of 401 amino acids. The transcript is spliced from 8 exons. NCBI's taxonomy places the organism in Eukaryota, Metazoa, Chordata, Mammalia, Rodentia, Muridae. Gene Ontology annotation, molecular function: prenyltransferase activity. Gene Ontology annotation, cellular component: transferase complex; mitochondrion. The record is from RefSeq and is a predicted model, not a curated record. Gene Ontology annotation, biological process: isoprenoid biosynthetic process; ubiquinone biosynthetic process.